Molecule: messenger RNA, 1054 nt
Organism: Anas platyrhynchos (mallard)
Lineage: Eukaryota; Metazoa; Chordata; Aves; Anseriformes; Anatidae
Gene: CLTA
Product: clathrin light chain A
Biological process (GO): clathrin-dependent endocytosis; intracellular protein transport
Cellular component (GO): postsynaptic endocytic zone cytoplasmic component; clathrin coat of coated pit; plasma membrane
Molecular function (GO): clathrin heavy chain binding; structural molecule activity
Source: RefSeq, a predicted model, not a curated record
CGGUGCCGGAAGCCCAUUGCCGCCGCCGCCGCCGCCGCCGCAGCAAUGUCGUCGUCGGAGGCGGAGGCGCUGGGCGCCCAGGCGGCCGGGAACGGCAACGGCACGCUGCUGCUGGACGGCGCCGAGGAGGACCCGGCCGCCGCCUUCCUGGCGCAGCAGGAGAACGAGAUCGCGGGCAUCGAGAGCGACGAGGGCUACGGCAUCCUGGAGAGCGGCGAGGUGCCGCCCGCGCUGCAGGCCGCCGACGGGUUCGCAGCCGGUGCAGUUGAUGGAGUGAUUAAUGGAGAUGUCUAUCAGGAGAGUAACGGUCCAACAGACUGCUAUGCUGCCAUAUCACAAGUAGAUCGACUGCAGUCAGAGCCAGAGAGCAUUCGUAAGUGGAGAGAGGAGCAAAAGGAGCGCCUGGAGCAGCUUGAUGCUAACUCACGAAAGCAGGAAGCAGAAUGGAAAGAGAAAGCAAUAAAGGAGUUGGAGGAGUGGUAUGCCAGGCAAGAUGAAAAGCUCCAGAAAACAAAAGCCAGCAACAGGGUGGCAGAUGAAGCUUUCUACAAACAACCCUUCGCUGAUGUGAUUGGUUAUGUCACAAACAUAAAUCAUCCUUGCUACAGCCUAGAACAGGCAGCUGAAGAAGCCUUUGUGAACGAUGCAGAAGAUGUAUUUCCGGGCACUGAGUGGGAACGCGUGGCUCAGCUCUGUGACUUUAAUCCCAAGUCUAGUAAGCAGGCUAAAGACGUGUCCCGCAUGCGUUCAGUCCUCAUCUCACUCAAGCAGGCUCCGCUGGUUCGCUGAAGGAAAGCACAAUGGAAACACUACAAAUGCAAUAUCUUAACCUUACUCAGAGAAGCUGUGUUUGCAGUAAUUGGGUUAAUUGUUUCAAUGUUUUUUUUGGACCAAACCUCAUGAUGUAUCUAGAGCUGAUCUUUGUUUGAUUGCAUGUUCUUCCUCAUGUUUCUUUUGUGUCUGGGAGGACCUCCAGAACUGUAGCCUCUGUGCUGUUUGCACUGAGAUGUCACUUCCAAAAGUACUGAUAUUAAAGAUCUGUUAAACUGCAAAA